CUGGGUAGCCUCAAAGUGCACAAAAUGGCGGCUAGAAGAACCUCACGCUCUCACUAUUUACCAGCGAAUUUAGAGUCUGAGCCUAAUCUGGACCUUAAUCUGGACUUUAGUACCGAGACCCGAACUCUCCCACCACAGCCGUAGAUGCGGUAUGAACCAGUGAGAGGCAGCAGAGCGCCACCGGGCGUCCGAGGCCGAGACGAGCCAUGAGAAGAAGAAAAAGCAGUAGAAGAAGAAGAAGAGGAAAGUGUGCGCAUGCGCAGAUUGUUGGGCUGUGGCGGAGCUGGAGGAGUAAUAAUAAUAAUAAUAAUAAUAACAUUCACAACACAAUUACUUUUAUUUGUCUUCGUCUCCGGUGGAAGACGAUGGCUGGGACCGCGCUCAAGAGACUCAUGGCCGAGUAUAAACAGCUGACCCUGAACCCACCUGAAGGGAUUGUUGCAGGUCCAGCCAAUGAGGAGAAUUUCUUUGAGUGGGAGGCGCUUAUCAUGGGGCCUCAGGACACCUGCUUUGAAGGAGGCGUGUUUCCAGCUGUCCUCAGUUUCCCCUCAGAUUAUCCACUCAGUCCUCCCAAGAUGAGGUUCACCUGCGACAUGUUUCACCCCAACAUCUACCCAGAUGGUCGAGUGUGUAUCUCCAUCCUUCACGCUCCAGGUGAUGACCCUAUGGGCUAUGAGAGCAGUGCAGAGAGAUGGAGUCCAGUCCAGAGCGUAGAGAAGAUCCUUCUGUCUGUGGUUAGCAUGUUAGCAGAGCCUAACGAUGAGAGCGGUGCAAACGUUGAUGCGUCUAAAAUGUGGCGUGAGGACAGAGAGCAGUUUUACAAACUCGCCCAGAAAAUCGUUCGCAAGUCGCUGGGUCUGUAGAGAUGAUGAUGAUGAUGAUGUCAUCACUCCUGAGCAAUGACAUCAUCGCCCUGAGACACUGAUGUCAUCAGAGCACCUGUCCUUUCCCGCCUGCAGUAACACACAGCUUCCUCCUCGUCACCGUGGAAACACAAACACACACACACACACACACACACAGUGCUGCUGACAUGGACAGAUCACAUGUGAGUAAUAUGCAAAUCAUGUGUCAUGUGAUCAUCACACUGACACCAGCUGAGCAUCAGUGGAGUCUGGACCCGUCAUGUGACCUCUCGUCAUGUGACCUCUCAUUGCCAUGUGACCUCAUGUGACCUGUCUCCACAGAGAUGGACGGAUUGAAAUGUGUAGAACCAGGAGAGAGCAUGUGAGGUGACGUCGCCCCCUGGUGUUGUGGUUGGUCAGGUGUUGUAAUCUGAGGUUCAGUCCACAUGCUUUCAAACACAUCGAUGUUGCUAUGGUUACACCUGUUUGGUCCACUCUGUUCUCGCUGUCUCCCACUUUAUUUUGAAAACCGUGGUUGUGGGAAAUAAAAACAGAAUUUUAUUUUGAAAACUGGGGUUGUGACAAACACAAACAGUAACUUUAAUUUUGAAAACUGUGGGGUUCUAAUUUAGUGUUUUAUUUUGAAAAUUAGGGCUGAGACAACCAGAAACUCAGACUUUUGUUUUGAAAACUGUGGGGUUGUGACAUAAACUGGGACUUUUAUUUUGAAAACUGCAGGGUUGCGAUAGAUGGGGACUUUUAUUUUGAAUAGUAGGCGUUGAUUGUCAUUGAUUUUUUUUCUGAUCUUAUUUUUCCCGUUUUUCGUCUCAAACGUACGAUCUCGAUCAUUUCUCUGCGGGACUUCUUACGCACUUUAUCUCUUUGAUCUCUAAACAACGCUCGUCUGUGUGGAGGGCAGCGCUUGGCCGAAUGGGCGGAGCUUGACUUUGUCAUGUGUCUUAAAGAUGGUGAAGUUGUUUAAUUUAUGUUAUUAAAUAAAUAAAUGGAUAGAAGAGAAACAGA
Molecule: messenger RNA, 1868 nt
Organism: Solea senegalensis (Senegalese sole)
Lineage: Eukaryota; Metazoa; Chordata; Actinopteri; Pleuronectiformes; Soleidae
Gene: ube2g2
Product: ubiquitin-conjugating enzyme E2G 2 (UBC7 homolog, yeast)
Exons: 6
Coding region: 207-863 (218 amino acids)
Cellular component (GO): endoplasmic reticulum; cytosol
Source: RefSeq, a predicted model, not a curated record